AUGUCAUCAGAAUCGUCAAAUGCGAUUCGGCGGAUCGGCAAAUCUAUUUGGAGGAAACACAAACAUCGGCGACGAAUUGAAAUUGUAAACUUUUAUCGAGGAACAAGGGAUGAAAUUGAUGGUGCCCCAGUCCAAUCCAUAGACUUUCUCAUCAAAUUUGCCUCCGGAUCGGUGACCCAACGUGCAGGCAAAAAGGCUGCAAAGUCUUCCAAGGAAAAGACUCCAAUGGUCUUGAGAAGGCCAGUGAUUUGCAUCUGUAAUGACAUAUAUGUACCUGCACUUAGGGCCUUGAGGCAAUGCGCUUUUGUGGUCACUUUUCCGCCGACGGAAAAUUCACGACUUGCAGAAAGGUUGCUGGAAAUUUCGAAAGCCCAAAAUUUAAAAACAGAUCUCGGUGCCUUGCUGGUCUUGGCCGAUAAAACAAAUUGUGACGUCAGAUCUUGUUUAUCAGCACUUCAAUUCUUCAGUGGUCGUAAGAAGCAACUUCGCAUAAUGGAUGUCUACAAGAGCAACAUUGGACAAAAAGAUAUGCAAAAGGGCAUGUUUGCAGUUUGGAAAGAUAUUUUCCAGAUCAGACGUCCAACAAGAGGCCUAACGGACAAUUCUAAUAAAAAUAAUGUUAUGAAUGAAAAUGAGGAACCUGAUAACGAAAUGAGCUUCAAUGCAAGCCAGGCUGCUGAUAUGAGUGCAGCAACGAGGAUGAAAUAUGUCCUGGACACUAUGUAUUCCGUUGGAGAUUAUGAAAGAUCAAUGCAAGGUGUCUACGAAAACUAUCUAUCGAUGCGCCAACCAGAUCCUGAUAUGAUUGGAGUGUGCGAUGCAACCAAAUGGUUUUGUUUUUGUGACCAGGUUCUUCAUGUUGUGAAUACGACGCAGAAUUAUUCUACUUAUGGUUAUUUGCCAUAUGCGUUUGCAGCUUGGCAUUUGCAGUUUGCUUCGUUGGCCUGGCAGAAAGUGCAGUUUCCUAAUAAAGGAUUCGAGGUUCAACAAAAGCGAGCUACAGCCUUAGGAGUCUUAGAAGCCUUAAGAAGUGGUUGUCAAACUACUGGACGUACUGCUGUUGUCUCCAGAAAGCAGUUGGUUCUUGAUGUUCUUGGUAUUUUGAAAAGGAUUUUGAGCCCUAGUUUGAGGAACGUAUCUUUGCAACUACUGACACCAAGUGAACGUUUAGACCUCAGACAUGCUGUCAACGUGAUGGCCGAUUUGGGCUUAGCCUAUUCCCAAGGCAGAUCAGCUGAUGGAACUUACCAUUACCAACUGGAACCAGAUAUAGAUUUGGUUGGACUGUUUCCGGAUGUUCCCCAGCCUCAAACUUUGUCCUAUUGGGCGCAGCAGCUGAUCGCUCGAGAAGUCGAUGUCGAGAAAAUUAGAAGAUCAGCUCCAAAAGUGACAAGUAAAACGUCCAAGGACAAGGAAAAUGAUGAUAAUGUUGCCAAAAAGGCAGCAAGUGUCGAGAAAAGUGUUCUAGGUGCUCCUAAAAUUGCUCCAAAUACGAAUUUGCCAAACCAUUUACAAACGUUGCAACCGAAGGCUGCCAAUUUUGGACUGCCGAAGAAGAAUCUGGUGACAAAAGAUUUCUUUGGAAGGAUUAUUUCAAAUACUACGUCAGGACCAACUAAUGCCUCGUCCUCCGCCUCUGCCUUCAUCAGCCCCCGGUCUAGUCGACGACUUCAUCAAAAGUUCCGUCUUUUUCCGAUACAAAGAGGGAUGCAAUGACGCGGUCAGGAGAAA
Molecule: messenger RNA, 1731 nt
Organism: Ctenocephalides felis (cat flea)
Lineage: Eukaryota; Metazoa; Arthropoda; Insecta; Siphonaptera; Pulicidae
Product: chromosome transmission fidelity protein 18 homolog
Exons: 11
Coding region: 1-1716 (571 amino acids)
Source: RefSeq, a predicted model, not a curated record